Messenger RNA from Humulus lupulus (European hop), 2031 nucleotides. Its product is annotated as ABC transporter G family member 26. Gene Ontology annotation, cellular component: membrane. The transcript is spliced from 9 exons. Gene Ontology annotation, molecular function: ATP hydrolysis activity; ATP binding; ABC-type transporter activity. The coding region runs from base 1 to 2031 and encodes 676 amino acids. Lineage: Eukaryota; Viridiplantae; Streptophyta; Magnoliopsida; Rosales; Cannabaceae. The record is from RefSeq and is a predicted model, not a curated record.
AUGGAAAUCAGAAGAGAUGAUGAGAUUGAGGACAUGUCUAAGCAGAUUGCAGCAAGCAAUGGGUUUGGUCACAGCAUUGAGUUCAUGUCUCAAGCUUAUCUUAGGAAUAGGUACUCUGAGAUUGACAUUGAAGAUCACACUUCUAACCAAACCAAAGAUCGCCCUAUUCCCGUUUUUCUCAAGUUUGAAGAUGUGAAGUACAAGGUGAAAAACAAGCAAUCAUCAACCUCUAAUCCAGUGAAAGCAGUAGUAUCAAAAGUGUCCUCACAACUCAACAUGGAUCAAGAUAAUUAUAAGCACAUCUUGAAAGGCAUAACAGGAAGCAUUGGCCCUGGUGAGAUUCUUGCUUUGAUGGGGCCCUCAGGGAGUGGAAAAACAACCUUGUUGAAAGUCAUUGGAGGAAGAUUACUUGAAAAUGUUAAAGGGAAAAUAACUUAUAAUGACAUACCAUAUAAUCAAGCUCUUAAGAGAAGGAUUGGAUUUGUAACACAAGACGAUGUGCUCUUUCCGCAGCUAACGGUGGAGGAAACUCUAGUAUUCUCUGCAUUUUUGCGGUUACCGAGCAAUAUGAGCCAACAAGAGAAGUAUGGAAGAGUUGAGAUGAUUAUAAAGGAGCUUAACCUUGAAAGAUGUCGUCACACAAGAAUAGGUGGAGGAUUUGUGAAAGGAGUGUCGGGAGGAGAAAGGAAGAGAACAAGUAUUGGUUACGAAAUUCUUGUGGAUCCUUCAUUGUUGUUACUUGAUGAGCCAACUUCAGGCCUCGAUUCGACCUCUGCGAAUAGGCUUCUCGCCAUACUUCGAGGCCUUGCGAAGGCAGGAAGGACAAUAAUCACAACAAUCCACCAGCCAUCAAGCAGAAUGUUUCAAAUGUUUGAUAAACUCUUGCUUAUAUCAGAAGGUUACCCUGUUUACUAUGGAAAAGCUAGAGAAUCAAUGGAUUACUUUUCAUCAUUGAGAUUUGUCCCUGAAAUUCCAAUGAACCCUGCUGAGUUCUUGCUUGAUUUAGCCACUGGUCAGGUGAAUGACAUCAGUGUCCCUUCAGAUUUCUCAACCCCACGGGGCGCGCCAGAGUUCGAGAAGGCUGUCAUCAAAUAUCUACAACACAAAUACAAAACUCAAGUGGAGCCAAUGGAGAAGCAAGAGAAUCAUCAAACAACAAAGGCCUCAGAACAACUCCAAGCAGCCAUUCAAGUCAAGAAAGAUUGGACAUUGUCAUGGUGGGAUCAGUUUCUGAUUUUGUGUAAGAGGACAUUCAGAGAAAGGUGUAGGGAUUACUUUGAUAAGCUAAGAUUAGUUCAAGCCAUUGGAGUUGCUGUUUUGUUGGGCCUCCUUUGGUGGAAAUCAAAGACUGAUACUGAGGCACACCUUAGAGAUCAGGUUGGUUUGAUGUUCUACACUUGCAUUUUCUGGACAUCUUCAUCGAUUUUCGGUGCAGUUUAUGUCUUUCCAUUUGAAAAGAUCUACUUAGUGAAAGAAAGGAAAGCAGACAUGUAUAGACUGAGUGUAUACUAUGUCUGCAGCACACUGUGUGACAUGGUAGCACAUGUCUGUUACCCUACAUUCUUCAUGAUCAUACUCUACUUCAUGGCGGGUUUCAGAAGAACAGUUCCUUGCUUUUUUCUGACAUUAUUUGCAAUACUAUUAGUAGUUGUCACAAGCCAAGGAGCAGGAGAACUCUUUGGAGCUGCUGUUUUGAGCAUUAAAAGAGCUGGAAUGUUUGCCUCUUUGGUACUAAUGUUGUUUCUCCUUACAGGAGGUUAUUAUGUUCAGCACAUACCAAUAUUUAUGCAGUGGUUGAAGUACUUGUCGUUCAUGUACUAUGGGUUUAGACUACUCCUAAAAGUACAGUACUCUGGAGAACAGUUAUAUGAGUGUGAAAGCAAAGGAGGGUGCAGGCCUUUACAGAGCUCUCCUUCAUUUGACACUGUGAAUCUCAAUGGUGGCUUGCAAGAAGUGUGGAUCUUGCUACUCAUGGCUUUGGCUUAUCGCUUGUGUGCUUACUUCUGUCUUCGUAGGAGAAUUAGUAUAUGA